AACGUUCCCUCUGCCGGCUCCCCUCGUACUGCAGUUCCUUGGAACCACCUUUCCCUCCACUCUACUCCACGGGUCUCCAGUCUCCUCUGUCUGCUGUCAUCUGAGAAUCUCUCCGGCAGCUUAUCUAGGGUUCACUGUUUAUCCUGCGCAGCCUGGCAACUGUCCGCAUGCCCAGGAUUAUAAACUUUUUUUUAUCGAACUCUUAUCAAGGAGACACAUUUGGGGUAAGCUAAGAAAAGAGCACAAGUAGUGGAUUUUGGAUAUUCUGCCUUCUGUUUGAUCUAUUUUUUAAAACUUAGUUGGUUUACUUUUUUGUUACCUUUCAUUUUUUGUCCCCCUCCCCCUCCCCUCCUUAUCUUUCUGGAGGGCCGUGUGUUUGCAUGCGAUGGAUCACACACUCUUUGACUGCCUCCGCAGCCGCCAUGGCACUGUGCAGGCCCUGCACCCUGCCUUCACCCAGUCUCCGUUGACUCUCCACGGACGCUCGGACCACGUCUCCUACCCUGACCUGGCCUCUUCCACCGCCACCUCCUCCCCUUCGGCCUGCAUCAUCUCCGGCUAUCCCGGUGACGAGGGCCUGUUCGGCGGGCAGCACAACCAUCACCGGGGGCAUCACCCGGCACAGCAGCAGCAGCAUCACCCGCCUCAGCAUCAGGCCGGCUGGCAUAUGCCACAGAUGCCCUCUCCUGGCAGUGCCAGCUCCCGCCACAACCUCUGCCACCCCCACCCCCACUCCCACUCGGCCCAGGACAGUGCCCUCGCACCCCCAGACCUAGGCACCCCUGGCAGGAACAGUCUGUGUGCCAGCACCCCCACGGAGGCCAACUGUGUGCCUGCAGACUUUGGAAGACAGACACUGUCACCUGCUGAGGCAGAGAAGAGAAAUAGCAAGAGGAAAAGUGACAGCUCAGGUAAGACCAGAGGAAAGAUCAACUUUUGGGUUGACAUUUUUAUUUAUUUUUAUCUUCCUUCUUCUUUGGGCUGCAUGUAAAAAUUGGUUGAGCAUAAUGUUGCACAACAUAAGUUGAAACUAAAGCUACACGUCUUCAUCUUAUUAAGAAAUUGUCAUACAGUUCAAAUAUGAAAAAUUAUUUAAUAUACUUGCAGCGCAUUUAUUCAAGAUGGGUAUAACUUAACUGUACCUUAACGUUAAGAGAUGAAGAGUUAGAUUUUGGUGUGGUUUCAAGAACGCCAUAACCACUCAGACUUCUAAGGCUUUCCGUGGAGACAGAGUGGUGGAGUUUUAUGCUUCAAUGACAGAAAAUGUGGGAUAAUAUUGUCUGAAAAGUGGUUUGUAGGUGUUGGCUGACACGAACAGAGGCAAUUACAGUAUGUUGACUGAAGGGAGAGCAAAGGCCAGACGAUAACUCUGUGUGGGCAUUAGACUUCUGGCAUGUUUUGGUCUUUUAGGGGGCAGAAAAUGAGGCUCACUGUAAAGAAUUAAUGUCAUGGAUUAUAAAAGACUACACCAGUGCUUUGAAUGACACUAAACACCCGAGAAGAUUUAGGCUUUUCUUACUGCGGAUUGCGCUUAGUUCCAGGAUUAUUGUUGAUGUAGUAAUUUCAAUAAAUUGCACUGACUAAAAGUUUAAUUCAAAAAAGAGACUUGGAAAUUGAAUCAAUAACUAUAUUCAAUUGAAAAAUGUCAGUUACAGUAGCAUUAUGUAAAACAGCUGAUAUACAGUUUAAUAGAUUUGUUGCAAUGUUAAUAGUCUUUAAAUAUAACAUUUAAUUUAAAAAAAACGUAACUUUGAAACAUCCAGAGAAACAUACUCUCUCUUUCCUACCAGUUUGUUCAAAGGUCUUAAAUAAUGUAUGAACUGUUCCACCUACCUUUUGGAUUUUUUUUUACUGCUAAUGUUUUUGUGCUUCACUCCUAAACAUUUACUACACACAUUUUCUGUCAUAAAAUUAAGAUAAUUUUGUCAAUCACUAUUGAGCAGUUAUUAAUAUGCAACAUAAAAAAAGGUUUUGCCAGCAUUACAAGAACACACGUGUAAAGUAAUUAUAUGGUCUAAUUGAAAACAUGCAUUUUGCAUUGCUAAGGUUUGGAAUAAUGAGUGACUUAACUCAAGUAGAUACUGUACAGGCGUGACUUGUGACCUUGGAUUUCAUAAUCAUUGAGAUUUUCUACGUUUGUGAAAAGGACCAUGAACUUUAUACACAUCAAGUGUAGAAAUAUCGACAAAAUAUAAGCAAUGCAAAUAUGGUAAUUUAUUAUGUUAAGUUAACUGGAACAUACAUUUCUACAUUAUUACAUAGCCUGGCGGUGUCUUUAUAACUCGGAAUAUACCAAUAUCUCUUUAAUAUAUCAACAUUUUACUAUUCAACCUUUCUAAUCAAUAUUAAUCACUUUGUAAGUGUUAAAGUGUUUUUUAAAGGGAAGAUUUUGUUGUCAACAUGAUAUUAGCAGAGACUGAUCAGUUUUCCAUGGAAAGUAUAUCUGCCGUCAUCUCGGGUCACUGGAAUGUCAUCCUGCAGCACAGGGCCUAGACCUCUGUCUGUUUAAUCACCAUCAGUGUGGGUCACCUGGUUGUGGCUCUGGUUGGGCCUCCCGAGUGGUGCAGUGGUCUAGAGAUCCUGGUUCGAAUCAGGCUCUGUCGUAGCGGCCGCGACCGGAGACCAUAGGCGGCGCAAUGUGGCCAGCGUCGUCCAGGGUAAGGGAGGGAUGGCCGGCGGGAUGAGCUCAGUUGGUAGAGCAUGUGUUUGCAACGCCAGGUUGUGGGUUCGAUUCCCACGGGGGCCAGUAUGAAAAAAAUAAAUAAUGUAUGCACUCACUAACUGUAAGUCGCUCUGGAUAAGAGCGUCUGCUAAAUGACUAAAAUGUAAAAUGUAUAUGUACACACCACUUGAACACUUGAUUGAUAUUUCCCUAUGUGAUUAGUGCCCUGUUUCGCCUGACUCACACAGGAUGCUGUUGGCCACUUUAGACAUGGAUCCCUUCUGACACGACUCAUUCAAACAGAUGAUUAAGCAUUUUCACAAAACCACAGGGACUUAAACUACUUAAGUGUACAAUUAAAUGUGUAUUCUUUCUGUUUGAAAUGAAUGGACAGCAUAGAGACAGAAGGCAUUUAAAAUAGGUUUCUUUAUAAUUGUACAGAGGCUUACAACAAUCCUAUUUUUACCAAAAUAUGGACUCAUGGUAUUUGGAUGUAGAGGAAUAUCAAAAAGAUGCACAGAAAUGAUUAACACACCUGACUUAUAGAAUUGUUCAGGUGUUGGGAAUGUUUUUUUGUGUUAUUAUGUACAAGUAGCAGCAACACACUGAAUUGCCAGAAAAACAACAUAAAGUUACUAAGCUAAGAGAGUGCAACUUUGAAGGCAGUCACUAAUAUUUAUAAUACUGCUCUUGUUUUGCCAUACUAACCUCUCCUAUAUUCACAGAUUUAGAAUUCCAUCCUCUAUUUCCUGUUCUCCUUGGUCAAAUCAUUUGGAAACUAACACUUGGCCCUCAAGCCCCAUUUCAAUUCCCUGGUUCCAAUGGUUAUUGCAGCCUCAUUACGUGGGCCUUACAUUCUCUUCACGCUAACACCAAUCAUGCUGAUUAUUGAGCGUAGUUAGCUUAUUCAAUCAGCUGUCCAAAUAGCACUGUGUUGCCAAUUCGAUGAGAUAGCACUGAUUUGGUUUCACCAUCUGGAUUGAAACCUGAGUAAAAUCCGCCUGUGAAACUUUACAUUGGAUAUGAAAACAAUAAUAAAACACUUGAACCCAGGUUUCCAUGCAAAACACUCUCCUGGUCAAGAAAUACAAAUAAUUAGUGUGAUUUUUUCCUAAAGGUGGACUGCAGGGUAUACACUGUCACAUGACGAGUGGUCCAGCUGGUAUUUGGGUGUCUGGUUUCUUUGAAACCUGCUAAUUUGAAGGGUUCCAACUGGAGGGAAUAUGGCCGUGCCCUUUGGUGUAACCUGGGAUGGCCGCUCUGGGUAAACUGGAGCUCUGAGGGAGCUAGAGGUUAACCUGGCAGAUUUUUAAGUUUGGUAAAACUUUAGCCUGCAGGUACAGUGCUUUAUUUUUACAUUUUACAUUUAGCAGACGCUCUUAUCCAGAGCGACUUACAGUUAGUGAAUACAUAUUUUUUUUAUACUGGCCCCCCGUGGGAAUCGAACCCACAACCCUGGCGUUGCAAACGCCAUGCUCUAUCAACUGAGCUACAUCCCUGCCGGCCAUUCCCUCCCCUACCCUGGACGACACUGGGCCAAUUGCGCGCCGCCCAUGAGUCUCCCGGUCGCGGCCGGCGGCGACAGAGCCUGGAUUCGAACCAGGAUCUCUAGUGGCACAGUUAGCACUGCGAUGCAGUGCCUUAGACCACUGCGCCACUCAGGAGUUACAUGAUGUUAUGCACCUGUACAUAAUGUCUUACAAUAAGGCUUAUAAUGUUAUGUAUCACUAUGUAUCAACAUUUUUACUGACUCAAAAAUGGCUGUUUUUUUGUGAGGAUCAUUAUAUGAUUAUACGACAUUGUUAGAGGGUCAUCAUACAUGCUCAUUCCAAGUCUCCUACUGUGUAUUAUAACUGAAUUAAAAUGCAUUACACAUGUAGGCUUUAAGUAAAGUGUAACCAAAACUUAUUGGGAGAGUUUUAAUAGAUUUUCAACAUUAAGUAAUAGUAAUUGCUUGAAUCCUAUUUUGUUAUUGUGGAGAGUAUUUUUGAGUGCUGAUGUAGCAAGUGAUGCUCAGGGACUAACUCAGGCAUGGCUUUGCAAUUCUGGGUAUUGACGCUGAGGUUAUUUUGGUAGAUCUAGCAUUACAAUAUUCUAUGUCACAAUGAAAUUGUGUCUGCCGUAGAUAAAAUGCGUCAAUAAAAUCUACAAAAUGAUUGGCCAAUGAACUAAAAAACACUUAACACUUCAAAUGUAACACUGAAAGGAGUGAAAAGUAUAAUCAUUUCAUUUUGCAGUAUCUCCGUCAGAAACGUUGGCAGGGACACUAACACCAUUUUUUAAAGGGUUCCCUGAUCUGGCUUCAGACCAUUUGGGAGCCAUAUAACUACCCCAGUGUCUGGGCUCUGUAUUUUCCUCCCAUUAUUCCCCUUUUUGUGGAGAGAUGAAAGUUACUGCAAGGACCUAAUUGUUGUGGUGUAGUGGAUGUGUUGUAAAACCUUGGGACUCUUUUUAAAUCGUCUUUGUGCUGGUCUCCAGCAGCUGGCCAUGUUAUUCUUUAUUCUUACACAAUGUCUGUGUUUACCAGAGAGUAAAUACAUUUAAGAGGUAUGUUUGAAUGAGGCCUGCUCUCUGGCACACAGACAGUUGGCCUACCCUGGUGAAAUUACAGACAUGUUGAGAUGGAAGGUUAACAGCUAUAGGACAUUUGCUAUUCACCAUACAAUGAUGCUCAGAAUUUCAGCUACUUUACCACAGUGUAAGGAAAGUCUUAUAAUUUAUGUGGGAAUACCUAGCUGAUAUAUUUGCAGUGUAUUCCUGUAUUGGAUGCCAGUUACACACUAUGACAUACAUUUUCAUUUGCUUUCCUUUUCUCCACAAUAUCAAUGAUGAAUGCCUUUUUGCAAACAAAAGUUGUAUAAUUUUCCAUUAUUCUAUAUUUUCUAUGACACAAAAAGAUAUGGGCAAUGUGUUUGUUUGAAAAUAAUAUUUUUUAAAGAGACACUUUUUCAGUAAGAACUUCAAGAAGUUUCUCGGAGUGUCUCCUGUGACGUGGCAGAGUGAGUGACUCCCAUGGCUGGUGGUGUAUCUGCCUGGCCCUGGCCUGUAAACUCCCAGCCUAUUUACAGUUUGGCGUUGGGAGCGCCUGUUGGAUUAACACACAGUGCAGAACAGAACCGCAGAUGAAUUAGCAUGCAAUCGCUGUUGCCUUGAAGUUCAAUGUGCAACUGAAGCAUAUCCAAAAGGCCUAACCACAAAGUCUGGUCACAAUAGGAACGUUUGGGAACCAAAUUAACAAUACAUGUUUCUUCUGAGAAACAGUGAAAAACUAAAAGUAACAAUAUCUUCUCCUGAGGUUGAAACAGAAUGGGAAUGACAAGUAGAUGUUUUAUCCACAUUGGUUGUAGAAAUAAAUCAUUUAAGUCUCAAUAAAACAAUUUCCUCACUCCAGUGAAUCAAUAGGUGGUAGACUUGCAUAUAUUUGCAAAAAAAGGGAUCUUCACUGCUUCAUGCUGGUUAACUGGGGAAUCGUAACAGUUUGUCCUCGUGUGUGAUGUCGUAAUCAUAAUCAUAGGUCAAAACCAGACUGACAUAUGUGUUACUCUCUCUGUAGUCCAUCUCAUAGUCUAGCCAUUCUCAGUGAGUCAGUUAAAAAGUUUGACAAUAUUGUUCAAAAUAAAACAACACCAAUCUAAACGAGAGAUUGGGAAAAAAACUCCUUUGCAAAUUGUUGUGAGUUGGCAGCUUGUUAGUCAUAAGGAGGAGACACUUAUAAAAUUGACGUAAAUAAACUGAGGAAACAUAUUUUUUACACAUCCUGCAGAGCUGUUUCGUUCCAUAUUAAAACUACGAGGGGUAGCAGCCGAUUCCAUUAACAGUAAGACAAAUGAACUCCACAUUGGAAAGAGUAGGAGCCAGCCCAUUGUGUGUGUGAGAGAGCACAGCUGCCAGAAACAGGCACAUGUGUAGACGCUCCUGGGUCCUCCCAGCCACUUACAGUGUGCAUAAACAAUGCCGCUACAAUAAAAGGUGAUUGGCAUCUCCCAUUGUUUCCCAUACCUGACUCCUUCCCUCCUCUGCCUGUAUUUGUGUCUCUGGCUUGCACCUGCCAUAUAACACUCAUUUUAUCAUUAUUUUCUUUGAGUAUAAAUCUCCCAGACUGGAAAGAAAAAAUGUGUGCGGUGUUUGAUUUCAGAGUCCCAAGACGGGAAUUACAAGUCAGAUGUGAGCAGCAAACCCAGGAAGGAGCGGACGGCGUUCACCAAGGAGCAGAUCCGUGAGCUGGAGGCCGAGUUCGCCCAUCACAACUAUCUGACGAGACUGAGGCGCUACGAGAUAGCAGUCAACCUCGAUCUCACAGAGAGACAAGUAUGUAAUGUCACCACUCUAACCUCAUUUUCCCACUUAUCCCUUUGGGUUCAGACAUACUGUCCCCGUAACACAUUUAUGCCGGGUGGUGGGAAAAGACUGCCUCAGUUAGACCAUGCAGAGGUUUUCGGAGCUACGGUGUUUUCCUAACUUUAGAACUUCUGGUUUGUGUGCUGUUGUGCUCCAGCUGUGACUGUGAAGAGGGACUAUCAUAUUCCAGAUAUUUGUGUCUAUUCUUUCAGUCAGCCUACAGUCAAGUAAUGGAGACAGGCACAAAGGCAGGAGGUGCUGUCUAGCAAGUCACUUCCUGUUUCCCCCAGCUAGUCCUGUUUCCCCCAGCUAGGACAAAUUAGUAUCAGAGCGUAGGCAGAGGGGCCGCUGUAAACACAGUCACAUGAAAUAAAUAAUAGAGGACAAAUUGCGGGGAAGGAAACAUCGAACAGUGUUCUGUAACACCUAUUUGGGGUGUCAGAGAGAAGCUAUAUUUCACAUGUGGCAUUCAUCUGACCGUAGGUAGUUUGUUAUAUACAGUACAGUAGGGAUUAAAUGGAUAGAACAGAUUAGUUCCUGACAGUAUAUGUUUCUUAUGUAACAUCGGAGACUCAAAACCUGAAUUUCAUUUUGUAUUAAGACAGAUAUCAGGACAUUACAUUCUACCACAAAGUACUUUCCUCCUGUAUAACCAUUUGGUCCUCCUGUAUAACCAUUUGGGUGUGAGGCCUUACACUGUACAUAUAAAAAAACAUAUAUUUUUUCGAUUUUCGAAAAAAGCGCUUCAAUGUAAGAUUUCUAAAAGUCAUUUAAAAUGCCCAAACAUAACCAUAAACUAAGAUAAAAAAUAUUAUGCCUACCAUCUAAACAUUAAUGUAACAAUAAAUAAUGGCCACACUUUACAUUACAUCACCCUUACCACAGUGAAUACCACUGGGUUAAUCCAUUAAGUAUUUAUGUAAUUACCCCAUUACAGCCUAGUAAUUAUGUACAGUUAUGGAGUACUUAUAUUGCGCUUAGAACAUCCAAUAUUUUUCUUAUGUCAAAUUCAAAUUCAUAACCAACCUCUUAGAGAACAUGAACCUACCUGUUAUUCCAGAGAGUCAACAUGAUCCCUUAAGCAUUACAUGACUCAGACAGGCCUGUGUCAUACCUUCAGUAACAUGGAAACUCAUAUCUAGUAACAAAUAUGACUGCAAAACAGCCCAUACAAACCAGUUAUAAUAAUAACAUUAUAAGUAAUUGAGUCAUUAGCCCACUGAAGAUAGCAUUAGUAGAAAUAACAUGUACUAUACAGUAGCGUGUGACAGCAAACUCGGUGACAUGCACCUUACCUUACUGCACUCUCAAUACCAGGAGAGAAAAGUGCAAGAUUGCAGAUGUAUUUUAAGGUCGAUCCACUUACAGUAAUGACAGUAGGAAAUCUGGGUGGCCGGGGUUGGAACUCUGCCCGUCAACCUGAUAGGGAUUUUAUAACUAUGAAACUCAAUGGACUGGACUCAUUGACACAUUGACAAAUGGGAAAUUGGUUGCUGAACUAAAAAUACCUUUGAGUGAUAUAUCACAAACAUGUAUAUUAGGUAACAUAGCAACAACAUAGCAACAAAAUUCAUCCAUCCCCAUUGAGCUAUAGGUUGUAUUCAGGUGGCAAAGGCUUUUAAGGCGUGUUUGUGCAGGUGUGCCACAGUUCACACGUGCUCUUCUGACGUGCUAUCAUAUGGACAAAAAAAAAAUCCAUAACCACCACUGAUGUGAUCGUCAGCAUGGCAUGUAUUGUUGAAGGUUUAAGACAAACGUUGUGUGUAAAAUCAAGUGACUUCCUUCCCAUGUGACCCAGCUAGGCCCCACAGCAUGACACUCCCCAAAAUAAACCAACCAAACACAAGGAGAGAAAGAGAGACUCAUCCAGAACCCAGUCAGUGUUGACUCUCACGGCUACUCGGACCCAAUCCUCUGCGUAAACCAUUUUAAGCAACAGCCUAAUCAUCAUUCUGGGAGACGUAAAUACUGGAGGAGUUGUCGAGUCAGGGAAAUGAGGAAGCAGCAGAUGCCAGGGAAUGUGACAGUACAUCAGCACAUAAUCACAGCUACAGUAUAGAAAUAGCUGCCAAACCUUUACAGCAGUGCCUGUAUCAGGUACCAGGCUUACCAUUUGACCAAUAUCCUGGUCUUUUAAUAGGACUACUCAGUAUUCUUAACAGUAUCCAGCUAUGCAAAAUGUACAACUCCCUUCAACGGCCAUUUUGCUGUUCUUUUCCGAAUAACUCAAUUUGUCUUUUGUGGUUGUUCCACAGGUAAAGGUGUGGUUCCAGAACAGGAGGAUGAAGUGGAAACGAGUGAAAGGAGGUCAACAGGGGGCGGUAGCGAGGGAAAAAGAACUGGUGAACGUGAAAAAGGGGACAUUGCUGCCAUCCGAGUUCUCCGGCAUAGCGGCUCUUCAUCACUCCACAGACUCCCUGGCCAAUGAGGACAGUCACGACAGCGACCAGAGUUCCGAGCAUGCUCACUUAUGAUGCACAGCAGCAGGCCACGCCUCCUCAAAGUGUGCUCAGCGUCACAUCUCAGGAACGUCCUUAAAAGGACAUGUUAUCUGGUUGUCGUUAGCAGAGUUCAACGAUGCUAAAUAAAUGUGUACAAAUGUACAAAGAAAUGACGUGUGUUACUUGAUCUAAGAAGAUACAUGUUAAGGACAUUGGUUAAACCAAAACUAAGAUCACCAAUAAGUUUAAAGAACUGCGAACCCAACACGGGAAUAUGAGAUAUUGCAAAAGGUCAAUGCACAUUAAGGUACGUUACGAACGUGCCUCCACUCAACGCUCUGUUCUUGGAAGCAGAAAAUAUUCUUAGAAUAUUAGGACAAAUUCAGAUUCAGAAUUGGCCGAAUUGUUAUGAACAUUCCAUGUUGUGUGUCUUGCAUUGAAAAAGGGGCAAGUUUAUGCUUUUGAUUUGCACUGUUGAACACUUGCCUCAAUUGGUUUCUACUGUAUGUCAUAUAAAUUGCGAUGUAAUCAAAUUAUUGAUUAAAUCAAGUGUGCAGGAGAAUCAAAUUUGCUCAGCUAAUAUACAGUAUACUCUGAACUUAAUUAUCUGUAUUUUUCUUACCUUCGCUCUAGCAAUAAUUUCUUACACACACUAUACCACUCACACAGUAAUAAACAUUUCUGACUUUUCUUAGCGGCCAUUUUUCUUCUGCCUGAAUGAUUUUUGUAAACAAAACUGACAUGAAUAUCUCAUGAACAGAGGUUCUACUGAAAUGCUUCUCAGAUCAAAUAAAUUAAACCAGAGGUAAAUGGAAUUCAUGUUGGGUUGAAUAACUUCACGAUGCCUCCCAUCCACGUGAAUUCAGGGUAAUGUAUGACUAUGCUGUGAACUGAG
Messenger RNA from Coregonus sp. 'balchen', 10336 nucleotides. Lineage: Eukaryota; Metazoa; Chordata; Actinopteri; Salmoniformes; Salmonidae. The record is from the annotation of a GenBank genome assembly.